Molecule: messenger RNA, 3423 nt
Organism: Dama dama (fallow deer)
Lineage: Eukaryota; Metazoa; Chordata; Mammalia; Artiodactyla; Cervidae
Gene: WAC
Product: WW domain containing adaptor with coiled-coil
Exons: 14
Coding region: 84-2045 (653 amino acids)
Biological process (GO): regulation of autophagy; positive regulation of TORC1 signaling
Cellular component (GO): nucleus
Molecular function (GO): chromatin binding; RNA polymerase II complex binding
Source: RefSeq, a predicted model, not a curated record
CCGCCGCCUGCGCGCCCGCCCGCCGCCGCCGUCUCCCGCGGCCGCUCCCCCCUCCCCGACACACGCUCACAGGCCGGGCAUUGAUGGUAAUGUAUGCGAGGAAACAGCAGAGGCUCAGUGAUGGCUGUCACGACCGGCGGGGGGACGCGCAGCCUUACCAGGGGGGUGAUGUUUUACAGGCACUUAAGUAUUCAUCGAAGAGUCACCCCAGUAGUGGUGAUCACAGACAUGAAAAAAUGCGAGACGCCGCAGAUCCUUCACCACCAAACAAAAUGUUGCGGAGAUCUGAUAGUCCUGAAAACAAAUACAGUGACAGCACAGGUCACAGUAAGGCCAAAAAUGUGCAUAUUCACAGAGUUAGAGAGAGGGAUGGUGGGACCAGUUACUCUCCCCAAGAAAAUUCACACAACCACAGUGCUCUUCAUAGUUCAAAUUCACAUUCUUCUAAUCCAAGCAAUAAUCCAAGCAAAACUUCAGAUGCACCUUAUGAUUCUGCAGAUGACUGGUCUGAGCAUAUUAGCUCUUCUGGGAAAAAAUACUACUACAAUUGUCGAACAGAAGUUUCACAGUGGGAAAAACCAAAAGAGUGGCUUGAAAGAGAACAGAGACAAAAAGAAGCAAACAAGAUGGCAGUUAAUAGCUUCCCAAAAGAUAGAGAUUACAGAAGAGAGGUGAUGCAAGCAACAGCCACUAGUGGGUUUGCCAGUGGAAUGGAAGACAAGCAUUCCAGUGAUGCCAGUAGUUUGCUCCCACAGAAUAUUUUGUCUCAGACAAGCAGACACAAUGACAGAGACUACAGACUGCCAAGAGCAGAGACUCACAGUAGUUCUACGCCAGUACAGCACCCCAUCAAACCAGUGGUUCAUCCAACUGCUGCCCCAAGCACUGUUCCUUCUAGUCCAUUUACGCUACAGUCUGAUCACCAGCCAAAGAAAUCAUUUGAUGCUAAUGGAGCAUCUACUUUAUCAAAACUGCCUACACCCACAUCUUCUGUCCCUGCUCAGAGAACAGAAAGAAAAGAAACUACAUCAGGAGACAAGUCUGUAUCACACUCUUGCACAACUCCUUCCACAUCUUCAGCCUCUGGACUGAACCCCACGUCUGCACCUCCAGCAUCCGCUUCAGCAAUUCCUGUCUCUCCUGUUCCACAGUCACCAAUACCUCCAUUACUUCAGGACCCAAAUCUGCUUAGACAGUUGCUUCCUGCUUUGCAAGCCACGCUGCAACUUAAUAAUUCUAAUGUGGACAUAUCCAAAAUAAAUGAAGUUCUUACAGCAGCUGUGACACAAGCCUCAUUGCAGUCUAUAAUUCACAAGUUUCUUACUGCUGGACCAUCUGCUUUCAACAUAACUUCUCUGAUUUCUCAAGCUGCUCAGCUCUCCACACAAGCCCAACCAUCCAAUCAGUCUCCAAUGUCUUUAACGUCUGACGCAUCAUCCCCACGAUCAUAUGUGUCUCCAAGGAUAAGCACACCCCAGACAAACACAGUCCCCAUCAAACCUUUGAUCAGUACUCCUCCUGUUUCAUCACAGCCAAAGGUUAGUACUCCAGUAGUUAAGCAAGGACCAGUUUCACAGUCGGCCACACAGCAGCCUGUAACUGCUGACAAGCAGCAACAAGGUCAUGAACCUGUCUCUCCUCGAAGUCUUCAGCGCUCAAAUAGCCAGAGAAGUCCGUCACCUGGUCCAAAUCACACGUCUAGUAGUAAUGCAUCAAAUACAGCAGUUGUACCACAGAACUCCUCUGCCCGACCUCCGUGUUCACUAACACCGACGCUCGCAGCACACUUCAAUGAAAAUCUCAUCAAGCACGUUCAAGGAUGGCCUGCAGAUCAUGCGGAGAAGCAGGCAUCAAGAUUGCGAGAAGAAGCCCAUAACAUGGGAAGCGUUCAUAUGUCAGAAAUUUGUACUGAAUUAAAAAAUUUAAGAUCUUUAGUCCGAGUAUGUGAAAUUCAAGCAACUUUGCGAGAGCAAAGGAUACUAUUUUUGAGACAACAAAUUAAGGAACUCGAAAAGCUAAAAAAUCAGAAUUCCUUCAUGGUGUGAAGAUGUGAAUAAUUGCACAUGGUGUUGAGAACAGGAACUGUAAAUCUGUUUCCCAGUCUUAACAUUUUUGAGCUGCAUUUAAGUAGACUUUGGACCGUUAAGCUGGGCAAAGGAAAUGACAAGGGGUCGGGGUCUGUGAGAUUCAAUUCAGGGGAAAGAUACAAGAUUGAUUUGUAAAACCCUUGAAAUGUAGAUUUCUUGUAGAUGUAUUCUUCACGUUGUAAAUAUGUUUUGUAGAGUGAAGCCAUGGGAAGCCAUGUGUAACAGAGCUUAGACAUCCAAAACUAAUCAAUGCUGAGGUGGCUAAAUACCUAGCCUUUUACAUGUAAACCUGUCUGCAAAAUUAGCUUUUUUAAAGAAAAAUUUGGGGGGUUAAUUUAUCAUUCAGAAAUCUUGCAUUUUCAAAAAUUCAGUGCAAGCGCCAGGCGAUCUGUGUCUAAGGAUGCGAUUUUGAACCAUAUGGGCAGUGUACAAAAUAUCAUGAAACAACUGUUUCCACACUUGCACCUGAUCAAGAGCAGUGCUUCUCCAUUUGUUUUGCAGAGAAAUGUUUUUCAUUUCCCGUGUGUUCCAUUUCCCUCUGAAAUCCUUGAUCUGAUUUUAUCCAUUUUUUAAGGCUCCUCUUUUUCUCCUUUCUUAAGGCACUGUUGCUAUGGCACUUUUCUAUAACCUUUUCAUUCCUGUGUACAGUAGCUUAAAAUUGCAGUGAUUGAGCAUAACCCACUUGUUUGUAUAAAUUAUUGAAAUCCAUUUGCACCCUGUAAGAAUGGACUUAAAAGUACUGCUGGGCAUGUGUGCUGAAAGUACAUUGAUUGCUCAAAUAUGAGGAAAUGGCCCAAUGAACAUGGUUGUGGGAGGGAAGAGGAAACAACUCUAGUCAGAUGUGAAUUGUAUCUGUUGUAAUAAACAUGUUAAAAGAAACAAAAAUUGUUAUUUUUCUUUACCUUCGGUCAAUGCAUAUUAGAAUUUAAACUACCUGGGGAUUCUUUAUCAGAACUAUUCUUGUUGAACAUUUAUACUUCAUUGAAAUAAUUCCUUAAGGGAGGUUUUGUUUAAAGCAUAUUAACAGGAAAAUGUGUAUAAGACUAUUUAAUGAAAUAAAUUCAACAAGAACCGUUAGUCACUUCCCAAGUGGUUGUCUUUUGUUAAAACCCUGGUUCACCUGUCUUGCUAUGAGGACAUUUCAUUUUGAAGGAUGUCUGUGUUGUAGCUAACUGUUCAAGUCUGGUGCUGACUGCUGUUCUUAGCCAUCACAAAACGCUAAAUUUGUGUAAUUGGAGCUUCCUGCUGUUACCUGGAGACGGUGGGAAAGCUCAGCUUUGUAUAUUGUUUCCUAAAGUAUAUUAAAAUAAAAAAAGAAACUAUUGCUACUAUAAAA